Molecule: messenger RNA, 3625 nt
Organism: Tetrahymena thermophila SB210
Lineage: Eukaryota; Ciliophora; Oligohymenophorea; Hymenostomatida; Tetrahymenidae
Product: transmembrane protein, putative
Exons: 2
Source: RefSeq, a predicted model, not a curated record
CCUCUAUCAAAUGAUAUCUUUUCAAACCUAAACCUACCAAUCUUUUAGCUUGCUAACUUUAAUUUAGAUUUCUAAGACAAUACAAAUUUAAAUAUUAAUAUUAAUUAGAAUUCAAAUACCCAACAAAUUAUUUUUUAGAAUAUUACAAUAAACUUUUAAUGCUUUAGCAGUAAUAAAAUAAUCUUUUCAGAUGUUCAAAAAAUUAUAUUUUAAAAUAUUAAAAUAUCUUAGUAAGACCUUAGAGAAUGCUCAGGUAACCUCAACUAAGCAAGCUCUUUAUUCUUUUUUAAUAAUAUAUCAUAAAUUUUAAUUUACAACCUAGAAAUAUUGAGUAAUAAUUUUAAUCAGAUAAACGAGAUACCAAUAUUUUAAUUUGAUUCAGUAAAUAGCAUUUAAAUAUCUGAAUUAACUGUAGUACAAAACACAAAUUUAAAUAGCUUGAUGGGUUUUUUAAACAUUUAUAAUGUAACUCUUUUAAAUUUAUCAAUUAAAAAUAAUAUUAAUCAAAUAGUAUUAGCAUAGUAAGACUAUGGAAUAUUCUCCUUUUCUAAGUGCUAAAUAAUAAAUCUAAUUUAUUGCUCAUUUUAAAAAAAUAAUUAAUUACAUUUAUUCUAUACCUAAAAUUCAUACACUAAUGAAAAUCAAACAACUGUUUUAGAGAAUGAUGUUUUAGUUUUCAUAGAUGUUAAAAUAGAGCAAAAUAUAUUUCCUGCAAAAUCAAUUUUGUUUAUUUAAAGCUCUUUUGUUUAUUUAAAUAAAUUAACUUAUGUUCAAAAUGAAGGUUCAUUUUUAAUUAUGAAAUCUUAGAAUGUGACUGUUAUUAAUAGCUAUUUUAGUGGUAAUAAAGCAUAAAAUGGAGGAGCUAUAUAUUUUAAGGCUAUUCAAUAAAUAAUAAAUUUUAAAACCUGCUAAUUUGAAUAAAAUACUGCCUUAAGUAGUGGUGGAGCUUUGUAUUUUGAAAACAUACCAUCAUGCAAAGUAAUAUUUGAUUCUGAUACAAAAAUCAAAAAUAAUAGAGCUUUAAUUGGGGGUGGAUUAAGGAUUGUUUAGACUGAUGAAAGUCAGAUUCAGUUACCUUUUGGCUUUCCUUUCAUACAUAAUGUGUAUUAAAAUUUAGCAGAUAUAUAUGGAAAUGAUAGCACAUCAUAUCUAUAAAAUAUUAUAAUUUCAGACAAUAAUAAAAAAAAUACCUAUUUUUUCACAUUUUAUUUAAAUUAAAUGUAUAUACUACCCUUUGAGCUGCAAAAAAGUUUUUCUAGAUUAGCUGAAAUUAAAGAAUUUCGAAGUGGUGGAUUUAUAUACUUUAAAAUAUAUAUAGUUGAUAGCUAGAAUAGGUUUCUGAGUUUCUCAAAAGAGAUGUUGGUAAAUAAUGAGUAUCCUAUCGAAAUAGAAUCUGAGCUAAAAAGAAUUUAAGUUUCAAUUUAUGGUCUUUAAUCCAAUUAAAGCUUAAUUAAUGGACAACAAAUCAUAAAUUAUUACUAGUAUAAUUCUUAAAGUUUAGCUUUUGAGUUUAGUGAUUUGCAAAUAAUUGGAUCUGGUAAUGAAUUAUUAUUUUCUGUUAAUUCGACAAUAUAUACAAAUUCUGCUGUUAAAUAACCAAUACUAUUAUCAAUUGGUUUUAGAAAUUGCAUAACAGGUGAGGUUAUUUAAUAUAUAAAUGAUUAAAUUUAUUAAUGUAAUUAAUGCUUGGAAGGCACUUAUCAGAUAAAUGACCCUCUUUAACUUUAUAAGUAGUCUAUAAAAGGAAGAAGCGAUAUAAAUAGAUGUAUAAAUUGUCCUGAAUCAGCUAUUAAGUGUGAAGGAAAUAAGAUAUCUUUAAAAAAUGGAUUCUGGAGAAAAAGUAAUUUUACAGAUGAAAUUAUAGAGUGUGAUCCUAUUUUAAACUCGUGUUAAGCACAAAAUCCUCUUAGUAUUAAUUAUUGCUCAACUGGCUACUUGGGUCCUAUUUGUGGGCAAUGCGAUAUUUUAGGUGAAAUUUGGAAAGGUUCACGUUACUCAGAAUCUAUUUCCUAAGGAGUUUGUUAAAUAUGCGGUCCUAAACUCAAUUAAUGGGUUUAUUUGGUUUUAAAAAUAAUAUUGUUUGAAGCAUACUUCUUGAACGUUUUAAAUAUUUUUGUUCAAAAAUUUAAGUAUACUUAAACAUGUUAUUAUUUGAGAAAAUUAAAAAUAAUUCCAAUUAGCAGUAACAGUAUAUCAGACUAUUCUGGAUUUUACAUAAAAAUAAUUCUAAACUAUUAUCAAAUAUCUUCUAUUCUAAUUUAACAACCAAAAAUUAUUUCAAUUAAUUUUAAUUUCUUGAACGAGAUAUUUGGAUCUGGUGAUAGAUAAAUUUAAUUGGGAAUUGAUUGUCUUAUUAGUGAAGGUAUUAUUCAAAAGCUAAAUAAAAUACUAUUUUAUACCUUAAUUUAAUUUUUGGUACCUAUAAUAGCACUAUUUUUUAUUCCUUUGACCCUUAAGUUUUAUGAAUAUAUUGGAAAAGUGAGAUUAAGAAAAUACCAUUUUUAUUUGCUGUUUCAUAUAAUUUUUAUUUACUUUUAAAUGAGUUAGAUAUCCUAUUUUUCAAAAUCACUUACUUGUAGAGAAAUAGGAAGCCAGCUUUAUAAUCCUAUUGAUUUAACAAUAUAAUGUUACGAAGCUAGUGUUGUUAAAUAUCUCUAUCCUUUCUCUUUAUCAGUGUUAAGUUUUUGGACUCUUUUCCCAUUAGUGCUUCUAAAGUAAAUUAAAAAAAAUAGGAAAAAAUUAGAUUAAUGUAUAAUAAAAUAUAAAUAUGGUUAUUACUAUGGUGAAUUAAAAGAUAAGUAUUACUAUUGGGAAUUCGUUAGAAUUUAUUUAAAGAUUGCUAUCAUUUAUUUGUAUACUUUAUUAUCUAGAAAUAACCAAUAUAUAGCCAUCCUAGCAAUAACAAUACUAAUAUGCUUCUAUUUAAAAAUUAUAUCCUAGAAUAAUCCUUUUAUUUCAUUUAGCAUAUAAAAGUGUGAGAUAGCAUCAUAUAUACUUAUUAUAUUGAAGAUUUUUCUAUUAGCAAUAUAAAAUUAAAAUCCUUAAACCUAAAGAUUGAUAGAAAUAUCUCAAAUAUUUAUCGAUUAUUUUUUCUUUUUUUGUUUCUUGCUAAUAGUAAUUGGAAUAAUGUUAAGCAGCUCAAAGUCUAAAUUAAUGAUUUAUGUAAAAGAGCAAUUAUUAAAAAUUAUUUCUUUAAAAUCAUUAAAUAAACUUGUUAACUUUAAGCAUGUAUCAUUUAAAGCAUACAUGAAAUGGAAAUUAGUCUACAAGAUGUUUAGAUAAAGCUUAAAAUACCAAUAAAAAUUAAAGAAAAAGCAGACUAUUUAAAAUAUAAAAAACCUGUAGAAUCUUUAGAAUAUCAAAAACAAGUAGAUACUUUAAGCCAAAAAUAAUCAUUUGAUUCUCUAGAGUAAUUAGACUACUUAAAAUACUUAUUCUAAAGUUAAUUCUUUAAGCCCACAUUAAAAAUGUAUAGACAUUGGUUCUACUGAAUAAUUUAUUUGAAUAAUUUUAUGUUUUUUAACAAAUAAAUUUGACUACUCAUAUUAUAUAUAUAUAUUAUAUGUUAUUAAAUAUUUGUACAAAGCUUUACUUUAAAAUAAUAUAAUUUUAAAUCAAAAAAUCA